AUGUCCGGGGAUGUUGGUAGUGGUGAUGUCAGCAGACGACAGGGAGUGAGUGAUAUGCUCUGUCAUCACUGUGGAGCGCAGUUCAACAAGGCAACCGCCAAGUUCUGUUCAAAGUGUGGUACGAAAAAGAAAGCGGCUCCUUCUUCCAAUCGUAGGAGUUCACAAAUAGAGGAAAAGCUUUCGGCAUUAAAACAACAAGAUGCAAAGGCUACUACAACCUUUAAAUUGGGAGACCAUAUAGGCAGUGGUAAGGCGCAUAAUAAUAAUCAUAAUCAUAAUAAUCAUAAUAAUAGUAAUAAUGCUGUUUCUAAUCAUCAUCAUCAUUAUGGUACGAAGAAUAGUACGGGUAAUGUUAGUAAUACCAGCAAUGGUAGUAGUAGUAGUAAUCGAGUGCCUUCCUCUGGGGCUGCACCUUCACGAUUACCACCUAUUCAACAAGGAUCCUCCUCAGGAGUGAGGAAGGACGAAGGAGGAACACAAGAUAGUACAGAUGAUGAUGGUACCUUACGGGCAACACCAGAGGAAGAAGAAAAGUACAGUGCAUGGGCUACAUUAGGUGCAGAUGGAAUUACACCAGAGAUGUUGCAAACAAAUAAUGCAGCGGAACUUAGUACAUGGCGACGAGGUCUUCUUAUUGGUAGGGGAACAUAUGGUUCUGUUUAUUUGGGUUUACUAAAUGAUGGAUCUUUUCAUGCUGUGAAGUGUGUGGAGAUUGGGGGAAAGACAGGUGUAUUCAGUGCAAAGGAACUUGUUUCUCUUUCACGAGAAAUUAAUAUGAUGCAGCGCCUUCAUCAUAAAAAUCUUUGUACUUUUAAAGGUGUCAUGUAUGAUACUUCUAAUAAUACGAUAUGUAUGUUUAUGGAAUACAUAGGUGGUGGAUCUCUCUCUUCACUCGUAAAGAAGUUUAAACCACUUCCACGUGAUGUCAUCCGUCGCUGGACACGCCAACUCCUUGCUGGACUUCUCUAUCUCCACUCCCAACGUAUUAUUCAUCGUGAUAUUAAAGGGGAUAAUCUUCUUGUAGACACUUCGAGUGAUCCAAAACUGGAGGCACAAAUUAAAUUGGUAGACUUUGGGGCCGCUCGCCGUUUAUCGGAUGCGGUGGCCCAAAGCCGCACGGUGAUUGGCACACCAUACUGGAUGGCCCCAGAAGUAGUGGACGUCACUGGGGAGGGAGAGGGAUAUAGUUAUAAGGCAGAUGUGUGGUCUGUCGGCUGCACUGUGGCGGAGAUGAUUACAGGCAAACCACCGUGGCCAAGUAAAGUAAAUGCACCAGCGGCUAUUAUGAUGAUUGCACAGGCAACCAAUGGUCCAACGGAGAUUCCAGAGGAGGAGGCCUCACCAGGAUGUUUGGAUUUUAUGCGAAAAUGUUUUGUGCGGGAUCCGGAGCAACGACCAACCGUAGAGGAACUCAUGCAACACCCAUGGAUUCUAGGAGAGAUAGAGUAA
Molecule: messenger RNA, 1449 nt
Organism: Trypanosoma theileri
Lineage: Eukaryota; Euglenozoa; Kinetoplastea; Trypanosomatida; Trypanosomatidae
Product: putative protein kinase, putative,serine/threonine-protein kinase
Exons: 1
Coding region: 1-1449 (482 amino acids)
Biological process (GO): protein phosphorylation
Molecular function (GO): ATP binding; protein kinase activity
Source: RefSeq, a predicted model, not a curated record